AUGGGGCAGUUUCGGUUCCAUUUCCAGCAAAAACUUUCAACACCAAAUCCUUAUUACGCAUUCACAUAUGAUAAGGCAGCUGGAACUUGGAAAACCAGAAGAGAGAAGGAAACCGGAGAAACGCGUGAAUGGGAUAUUCUGGAUUAUACUUAUCAAUAUUGGAUUGUUUGUAGCAGAUCACUUUUUCCAGGGAAGCUUGUUGAAGAAGAGGAAGGAAACUUUGCAUUGUGGCUCUCUUAUAUUUUUACAGGUGUUGGAGCAAAUCUUGUUUCAUGGUUAGUUUUGCCCAGAAAUGCAGUUUCUGUUGGAGCUUCUGGUGCUGUUUUUGGACUGUUUGCUAUUAGUGUCCUUGUAAAGAUAACGUGGGAUUGGAGGAAGAUUCUUGAAGUGCUUAUAUUGGGCCAGUUUGUUAUAGAUAAGGUAAUGGAGGCAGCUCAAGCUUCAGCAGCUAUGACAGGCCCUUUUCGUGGAACCUACCUUGUGCAGAGUGUCAAUCAUAUUGCACAUCUAUCUGGUGCCCUUAUAGGUGUGGUUUUGGUAUGGCUUGUCAGCAGAAUUCCUUCUCCUCCAGACCAUGAGGGAUCAACUUUGCGAGGAAAAUCAGGCAAAAAUCGAUAG
Dovyalis caffra is the source of this 618-nucleotide messenger RNA. The record is from the annotation of a GenBank genome assembly. NCBI's taxonomy places the organism in Eukaryota, Viridiplantae, Streptophyta, Magnoliopsida, Malpighiales, Salicaceae.